ACAACCAGGAACUCCCAGCUUCUCUUCCAGCAACUACCACCUCUUCUCCGAGCAGAUACCCAGCCUUUCAAGAUGCGUUUCUCAGCCUCUGUCAUCGUCGCCUCUUUGGCCGCCACUGCUGUUGCAGCACCUACAAGCCCAGCUCCAGAAAAUGUGCUUAAGAAGAGAAACAACUUUUGCGGAGCUACAACCUUUAUCAACAAUAGCUCUGGUGGUUCUCCUUGGAUUACCGACUGUCAAACGAUGUUUGAUAGGAUUGCCGGCGAUGGCACUUGGGUUGUCGAACCCCAGCAGAAACGAAUUGCAAGCUGGGGAACUUGCGAAUUCGGCGCUAGGUCUGUGAACAACGUCAUCACCACCAUCGGAAAUGAGGAUGUUAGAGAUCUUACUCGCGAUUCUAUUGCAAGGUUCGCUUGGCAAGGAAGGGUUGGAGCCAGCGGAAUCGUGGACUGUGGCACUAGUGGAAGCGUGAAGGUUUGGUGGGGCCUCUACCAUACUUGAGAGCCUUGCCUGUCAAGUUGGUAAACAUAGUAUUAUGCUCUCACUCUCAACUACGAGCCCAGCUUCUUGUCAAAGCUAUUUGUCCGUGCAGACGAUGCAAUAAAUUCAAAGUUGUGAUCCAUCUUGUCUGGUUUGAAGAAUAUGGACCAUGAUAAGGGGUUCG
Messenger RNA from Bipolaris maydis ATCC 48331, 664 nucleotides. RefSeq names its product putative necrosis-inducing factor-domain-containing protein. The record is from RefSeq and is a predicted model, not a curated record. Lineage: Eukaryota; Fungi; Ascomycota; Dothideomycetes; Pleosporales; Pleosporaceae.